AACAUGGAGGACAGCACUGGCAGUAAUCCCCAAUCUCCCGGAUUCACAGAGAAAUUGAAGUCUUGGCUCUCUUGGUCAUGGACUUAUGUGUGCUUCCUUUGGUUCGGCAUGGUGCUGAUAAUGAUAUAUGUCCUGUGGAGUCCGCUGAAACUGCAGGAAACUCUUACCUCAGCCUCAGUGUUUUUGAACACACUGACACCCAAAUUCUACGUGGCUCUCACUGGAACCUCCUCUCUCAUCUCUGGACUCAUCCUUAUAUUUGAGUGGUGGUAUUUUCGUAAAUAUGGGACCUCAUUCAUUGAACAAGUGUCAGUGAGCCACCUGCGUCCACUGCUGGGUGGAGUGGAGAGCAGCUCCACGACUGGUCUGUUCUCAUCAGUUAAUGGAGAUGCAGAGCCUAGGCCCAGUGUCUCAGAAUGCAAGGUCUGGCGGAACCCUUUGAAUCUUUUCAGAGGAGCAGAAUAUAACAGGUAUACCUGGGUUACUGGGAAGGAACCCUUAACAUACUAUGAUAUGAACCUGUCUGCUCAAGAUCAUCAGACCUUCUUCACAGGAGACACUCAGCAGUUAAGGCCAGAGGAUGCUGUGAUGCAGAAGGCCUGGAGAGAGAGAAAUCCUCAAGCCAGGAUAAGAGCAGCUUACCAGGCCAUAGAGAUCAACCACCAAUGUGCUGCAGCCUACGUGCUUCUAGCAGAGGAAGAAGCAACAACUAUCACAGAAGCUGAACGCCUUUUUAAAAAAGCACUAAGUAUUGCUGGAAAAGAUAUCAACCUACUAGUGUACAUUAAACGCAGAUUGGCAAUGUGUGCACGCAAGUUGGGGCGAAUUAAAGAAGCAGUAAAAAUGAUGAGAGAUUUAAUGAAGGAAUUCCCAUUGUUGGGAAUGUUAAAUAUACACGAAAACCUCCUUGAGGCACUUCUAGAGCUUCAGGCAUAUGCCGAUGUCCAAGCGGUGCUUGCAAAAUAUGAUGACAUCAGUUUGCCAAAAUCAGCCACUAUAUGCUAUACAUCUGCACUGUUGAAAGCACGGGCUGUCUCAGAUAAGUUUUCUCCAGAGGCAGCAUCCAGGCGGGGGCUAAGCACAGCAGAGAUGAAUGCUGUGGAGGCCAUCCACAGAGCCGUUGAGUUCAAUCCCCACGUGCCAAAGUACUUAUUAGAGAUGAAGAGCCUGAUCCUGCCUCCAGAGCACAUCUUGAAGAGGGGUGACAGUGAGGCAGUAGCAUAUGCUUUCUUCCACCUGCAGCACUGGAAGAGGGCAGAAGGAGCCUUAAACCUUCUACACUGCACCUGGGAGGGCACCUUCCGAAUAAUUCCCUACCCACUGGAGAAGGGUCACCUCUUUUACCCCUACCCAGGAUGCACAGAAACAGCAGAUAGGGAACUACUGCCCUCUUUCCAUGAGGUGUCUGUAUACCCAAAGAAAGAGCUUCCCUUCUUCAUCCUCUUCACAGCAGGCCUUUGCUCUUUCACUGCCAUGCUGGCCAUGCUCACACAUCAGUUCCCUGAACUAAUGGGUGUCUUUGCCAAAGCAUUCUUCAGCACACUCUUUGCACCCCUGGGGUUCUUCGCAGACAAGAUGGAAAGCUUCAUGCCGUCCAGUUUUUGGCACCAGCUGACUCGGAUCUGACCCCAUCUCGCACAGACACAAUGCAUACACACACACAUGCACACACACACACACACCAAUACCACUCCAAACCCUUGAACAAAAAGUGUUUGCUCUCCUGUCUUCAGCAUUACUGUCCACUUGCGACGUUGUUACUGAUUAUGUUGGCUGAAGUUGUAUCAACACAGUAAUACCACUUCUAAGAUGCUCUCCCACACUCUUCCAACAGGCAGAAGUUUUCCAAGAACACAUUUGGUGAAUACCAUUUGCAACAAUUUCACAGGGUCAUUCACUUGUCAUCAUGUUAGCAUGGUGAAAUCCAACAUUUUUCAAUACUUUGCAAAGCCUUAGUCAGAGGACCUCCUCUGUUUAUUCACAGUAAAGAACCACAAAAAAACUAAAUAUGAAGGCUUUUAACAGGGUUCCCAGAGUCCGAUUUGUUUUCACCGGUGUAUGGAAGUCAAGAAAGCAAUAUGUACAAAGGCUCUCCAUUAACAGACACAGCUUACUCAUUUAUCUUUGUGUGUAUCAAAAAGAUGCCAUUUCAGUGUGCUACUUUAACCCUCAGUACUUACAUAUACAUCCAGCAGGGCAGAUUUAAAAGUCUGAGACCUGAAAACAGAGCCAUGAUUUAUAAUCUCAGAGGUACUGCAGCGUGUACAGUGCUUCUGCAGUUCAACCCUUGUCGCUAAGGCUGGAUAUCUCAGCAGUGCAUCUCUAGGGCAACCAAUGCAACAUAAAAAUGUAAAUAGAAUCAUCAGUGGUCAGAGUUAGACCUCUUUGGCAUCGCCCAUGCUCUACAGGCUCUCUAAGUCAGCAGAGGCCCAACAAAAAUCACAGAGGCAGCCGUCAUACUUAAAAUCACACAGCACAGUCAACACAGCUGUAAUAACUGUGAUUACAGUAUUUCUAAAUAUGCUGCAUUUGAACUGUUAAUAAGUUCACCAAGGGGCAUUAACCCUCUAAAGUUAUCAUUAAGCAGAGACACCAAGUUUGGUCACUUUAACUGCCUGCUGAUAUUCCAUUGUAGCAUUUUGAAUGGGCAGAAUUUACAUUCACAUGCAUUACUGCAAGAUGUAGAUGACUGUCUGAAUCGGUAUGAUUAAGCUAAUAAUUUCCUCUGUGAAAGGGUGUCUUUUUUUUUUAAUCAAACAUAGUAUACUCCAGUACUAGAUCUAUGUGAUCAAAAAACUGAUAAGUAAUGACAGUUUGUAAAUUUUUAAUUCAUAACAAAACCUCUAAAUAUAAUAUUUUUCCAAAUCACAAGCUUAAUGUGAGACCUCUUAAAAAUGUGGCUUUUUUUUUUAGAGAUUGGCUCUUCCCAACAAUUUAAUGUAUAAACAGGUUUUAACAUGUCAUUGGCUAUAACAGUCUGUAGGUAAUUUCUUCAGAUAUCCUGACAUAACAGUGGCAACUCUCCACCUUACAUGUCAGAAAAUGUAAAAAGUGCCUACUGUGUACUAAUUAAAUGUCUCUUUGAUAUUUACUGCACCCGCAGUAUCAACAGAUUCAGUUUGACAAAAAAAAAAUGCCUAAAGGGUAAUUUUUUUUUUUUUUUUGACAGAAAUAUUGAUUAUGAGGUGCUAAGAACUGGUAAAUAGAGAAUCAGUAUAAAAAUGAGAAACAUGCUUGUGAAAAAGCAAAAAACUGCAAGCUGGUUAUAAUGCAAGGGAACAUACUACAUGUGCCCUACUCCAAAUUAUGACUACUAAGAUUGUAUUCUGUAUUUUUCUCUGAUCUUAAGUAUUUGUUUAAAUUUGUGACUCACAAAGUAUUUGGCGUGCAGCUGAAAUUUAAGAGUACAUGCUGAAGACAGGAGGAUGCGUGAACAACUUUAACAACCUGUGGAUGAUUUUGAAAGAAAAACAAAAUAAACUAGUCUUUCAUUGCACUC
Molecule: messenger RNA, 3499 nt
Organism: Archocentrus centrarchus (flier cichlid)
Lineage: Eukaryota; Metazoa; Chordata; Actinopteri; Cichliformes; Cichlidae
Gene: st7l
Product: suppression of tumorigenicity 7 like
Exons: 15
Coding region: 4-1626 (540 amino acids)
Molecular function (GO): protein binding
Source: RefSeq, a predicted model, not a curated record